AAUAUGAGAGUGCACGAUGCUCAUCCCUUCAGAUGUCCCAGGACAGACAUACUAAAAUGCUGCUUAGAAAUCCUUUACAAUGGAGGUGGCUACUGAGGAACUUUUGAGACACAACCAUAGCACUGAGAGAUAUCAGGUAUUGAUAUAACUGGAGUGAAUAAGGGAACCUUCUUCCUGAGCACAGUCAUUGGAGCCUGUUAUCAGCAUGAACUCAUAUGUGUUAGACAAUCACUUGAGUAGUUCAUACCCAUCCUUCACUACAGGAAGCAUCAGCAUGAUACAGCAGACUCCAAACGUCUUAGACACUAAUGACUAUUCACAAACAUUGGGGAAAUCACAGCAGAUAUUUAAAGGAGAUGGAGAAUUGUCAGGAACUGGGCAGCAAUCAUUAUGUACAGAAAGUAAUUUAGUCAUCAAACAAGAGGACAAAAUGUAUGCCGUAUCUAGUGAAAUUAUGAUCCCAGAGGAUAAACCACACACAUUUACUGAGUUUAAAGAGGGGAAAAGUCUUAAAUUUAGCCAAAUUAUUAAUACAAAUGGGAAACCUCACACAUGUACAGAAUGUGGGAGAUGUUUUACAUCUAAAGGAAACCUUAUGUAUCACAAAAAGAGCCACAAAGGGGAGAAACCUUUCACAUGUACAGAGUGUGGGAGAUGUUUCACAUCCAAGGGAAAUCUUAUAUCUCAUGAAAAGACCCACAUAGAGGAGAAACCUUUAACAUGUACAAAAUGUGGAAAAAGUUUUACAAACACGAGUAAUCUGAAAACUCAUGUAAGGAGUCACACAGGAGAAAAGUCAUUCACAUGUUCAGAGUGUGGAAAAUGUUUUACACUGAAGUGUAAUCUGAAAACUCAUGAAAGGAUUCACACAGGAGAAAAAACUUUCACAUGUACAGAGUGUGGAAAAACUUUUGCACAUAUAAGUCAUCUGAAAGCUCAUGAAAGGAGUCACACAGGAGAAAAGCCUUUCACAUGUACAGAGUGUGGGAAAUGUUUUACAGAAAAGAGAAGUCUAAAAAUUCAUGAAAGGAGUCACACAGGAGAAAAUCCUUUCACAUGUACAGAGUGUGGAAAAGGAUUUACACAUAUGAGUUAUCUAAAAUCUCAUGAAAGAAGUCACACAGGAGAAAAGCCUUUCACAUGUGCAGAGUGUGGAAAAUGUUUUAGACAAAAGAGUGAUCUAAAAGCUCAUGAAAGGAUUCACACAGGUGAAAAGCCUUUCACAUGUACAGAGUGUGGAAAAAGUUUUCCACAAAAGAGUUAUAUAAAAACUCAUGAAAGGUUUCAUACAGGAAAAAAACCUUUCACAUGUACAGAGUGUGGAAAAGGAUUUACAGUAAAGAGUAAUCUGAAAACUCAUGAAAGGAUUCACACAGGAGAAAAAGCUUUCACAUGUACAGAGUGUGGAAGAUGUUUUAUACAAAAGAGUAGUCUGAAAACUCAUGAAAGAAUUCACACAGGAGAAAAACCUUUCACAUGUUUAUAAAUCGAAAAUUGUAUCCCAUGCCAGUCAGGUAUCACAAAACACCAAACAUUUACUCACAAAAUAAACCUUUAUAUACACAGUUUGAAAACCUUUUAAGAAUUAUCCUAAGGAAGACAAACUCUUUAAAUUGAAGAGUCAAAAAAGGAUCCUGUUGUAAAUAUUACUUACUAAAUCCCAGUUACAAAAUCUCCAUAUUGGAAGCGCUCUCCUGCUGUUCUUUGUUCCUCUAUAUAUGUGCACCACAGUUUCUCUCAUAUCAAUGUGAUAUAAUCCAAACUCCAAACAGGAAUAUACAAAUCUGUCCUCAUACUGACCAGUUUACACAACCAUUCACCACCAAAUCACCCCCAGUGUUGUUUAUUAAUAUGCCAGUGUUAGGAGUUGUAUGUUUGAUUUACAUAGGGGAGGAAAUAAUUACAUUUAGAGAAUAAAGGAGUCUUUAUAUAAAUAGAGUGUUAAAGAAUUAUAUAAACAAGAACAUCAGUCUCAAAUUAUUGACCUAUGGGAGAUAUAUUUAAUGUGCACAUCAUAUGGAUAAACCUUUUCUUAUAGCAACAGACGCUUAGCAUUAUACAUGUUAUAUACCAGAGGAAUUACUGAUGAGAAACUGAUUUUAUUUAAUGAGACACAAUGGGCUAGAUUACAAGUGGAAUGCUAAUGUGUCUGUUUGCUGGUGUGCAAUAAGUAAUUAGCCAUUACUAGUGGAUGAUUUUUCUUUCAUGUAAUUGGCAAGA
Bombina bombina (fire-bellied toad) is the source of this 2220-nucleotide messenger RNA. Its product is annotated as gastrula zinc finger protein XlCGF57.1-like. The record is from RefSeq and is a predicted model, not a curated record. Bases 206 to 1486 code for a protein of 426 amino acids. NCBI's taxonomy places the organism in Eukaryota, Metazoa, Chordata, Amphibia, Anura, Bombinatoridae. The transcript is spliced from 3 exons.